ACUCUCAAACAAGAAAGCAGAGAUGGCAGAUAAAACUGUGCAAAGAAACUCCCUUCUAAAUGGGAAUGAAAUGGUGCAACAUCAUACGUCGACAUAUGAAGUGCAUUCACAGUUCAAUCGUUUGGUUUCACUCGAUGAGUUGGAUGAAUCUAGGCAACACGAUUUAAAGCGUAUGCAAGAAGAACUUCGCCUUCUGCUGACGCAAGAACGGGUAAAUAAAUCAGGCAGCAUCUCGGAAGGCGCCUGGGAGGAGGACCAACACCGGGUACGCCUCACGCGGGUGGAAGGAAAGUGGCAAUCAUACGGUUAUGAAAAUUCUACGGGUAAAUACGUUGAAAGCCACGAGGCUCUUUUCCUCAUGGAAAUGAACCGGCUUAUGGUGAAAUGGAAAGGCGUGGUGGUGUCGAUUGAGCAAGGGUACAGUUUAUUACUUGGCCGACCGAAUUCACUCACCUUGGAAGAGUACCAGGUUUACUCAGUGCUAAACCGAGCAAGCUACUACGUUCUGCAGUAUGAUCCGGUUCGGGUCUAUCGAACAGAAGUAACCGAUCUUCCUUCCGUGGAAGAACGCUGCGUGUGGGGAAACCUCUACGAAAUGCUACAUCAACCCAACCCUCGCGAAACGUUGGAUCCCAAGGCGAAUGGCAAGUUGUACGAAACGGUGCGCAGAUCGAUGCUGAAGUAUAAUAAUCUCAUCAAAAAACAAUCUUCGGUGAAAGACCAAACGAGCGGUGAAGAGUUCAACAAAGAAGUGAAAGAGCCAGCCACCAAACGGAGUAAAUUUGAAUUUCAAGAAGUAUGCCGUGAAAACGAAUGCUUUAGCAUGGUUGAGCGUUUCCGAAGGAUUUUCGAUCGAUUCGACAUAAUUCGUAGUAUCUCCGAACACCAUCAUAAUGAUGGUGAUGCUUCCCUUCAGGAUGAGCACAGGUGCGAUUCAGUUGAGGAUCCUGGGACUUUGCAGAUUGCCUUUGACUUGUUUGCUCCUGAAUGGCAGGGUUUUAAGAAAUCACAUCUUCCAUUACCAAUUGCACGAAUCGUCGUGAGAAGGUCAUCUCAAUCGAUGCCAUACUUUAGGGAGCUACUAGCUAUUCACAAUCGUCAGAAUCAACGGGUGCCUUUGAUGCUAAUGUUAGUUUCCGAUAGUUUAACAGUUCACUGUUUUCUGUAUGAUAUGACACGUGUGCCUCGAAACAUUAUCACAUUACCGAACGAGUCGACAAGUGGUACCAAAUAAAUCCGUUCUG
Molecule: messenger RNA, 1244 nt
Organism: Anopheles coustani
Lineage: Eukaryota; Metazoa; Arthropoda; Insecta; Diptera; Culicidae
Gene: Tsen54
Exons: 5
Coding region: 23-1234 (403 amino acids)
Biological process (GO): tRNA-type intron splice site recognition and cleavage
Cellular component (GO): tRNA-intron endonuclease complex
Source: RefSeq, a predicted model, not a curated record